Molecule: messenger RNA, 4237 nt
Organism: Melitaea cinxia (Glanville fritillary)
Lineage: Eukaryota; Metazoa; Arthropoda; Insecta; Lepidoptera; Nymphalidae
Exons: 17
Coding region: 1-4218 (1405 amino acids)
Source: RefSeq, a predicted model, not a curated record
AUGGCAUCAGUGAAAGAAAGUAAUGACCCCACUGAUAAGCAAACAGAAGAUGAUCGAGCGAACAAAACCGAUCGAAAAGAAUCAAAGGAUCUAUCAGAACUUCCACCGAUUGGUACAUCUCUGCAUAAGAGACGAAGAGGAGAACCUCCUGCUACUUUGUCAGUAAAAACAGGACAAUCACCGUCCGACCCUGAGGGAUCUUCCCCUUGCACUGCUGGACCUACACCAGAAGAAACUUGGGGCAUCCCAGAUGGAUAUACAGCGGAUGCUGAAGCGCUGUGUGAUAGUAUGCUCCAAAGACUUAAAGACCGAGAGGAUCCGCUUUCAAAACGAGGCAAGGAUUUGGCGUCACGUACGAAGGAUACAUUAGAAAGUUUGGAUCAACUCGACAAAUUGCUAGAAAUUCUGGACCAGUUCGUUACAUUGAAAGAACAUAACUCAAGACUUUUGCGGAGACUUCGAGACGUAAAUCACCUUAAGCGUCUACACAACGCUCAUAAAAAAAUUGACCAGGAAAAUGAGUUACUAAAAAAUGAAACGAAAGAAAUUGAACUAAUCAAUGAAGCAUUAGAUGCUGAGCUCGAAUGUGAAUAUGGGCAGGUUAUCUUCGAUUCAAUGAUGGCUGGUGGUAGAAGUAUGAAAAGAACUGGGUCCAGGUGGAAAGGUCAUUCUAGAUUCGGAGGGUCGUUAUUAAGGAAACAGAGGUCAAGAUCAGCAGGUGGGGAGGAAAGUGAUGCGUCCCCGGGAACGCCUCUAAGAAGGAGAUCUGAUGGAAUAUUCGCAAAAGAAGUCGAUAAGUCAAAAGUUUCAAACUGGACAAGAGUAAAAGCAGCUUUCAAGUGGGAAAAAGCACAAUGGCCACCAACUACGAUAGGCGGAGCAGCGGCUGUCGCAGCAGGUGCCAUGGUGGGAGCCGUGGCCCUCGCCGGCUCCAGCCCGGGGACCCUCCCUAACCCGGAACCAAGGGACUCGGCUAGCUUGACUCCUGGCAGCGCGAUAUCACUGACACCGAACUCUUCGUGUGAAGAAUUAAGGAUGGAACCAGGUUUUUAUAGAAGCUGUAUUCGGAAUGAGGACCAUGACAAUUAUUUACAAGCACCGACUCAGGAUGACAGUUCAACUUCUCCUUCGCCUAAUAAACUACACAAAAGUCCAUGGAUCAAAAUGCGUGAUAUCAUCCAACCUCGUCGUGAAUCGCUGAAGAAGAAGACCAGAGCACUAAAAGGUUCUCCAGAUGUGGUUCCUUCUAGAAGAAGGUCUUUGAGCGACGGUGGUGACAGUGACGCUCCGCCUGCUCUUACCUUGACUAUACCUUCAUCUGAAGAACUAGAAUCAGAAGGCUCCCACCCAGCACUUCGGAAGCAGCGAUCAUUGGAACUCGGGGCACGACCACCUCAACAUCGACCGCCACGUGAUUCUAAGUGGACCAGAGUUAAGAGAGCGUUCCUCACCUCCGCCUCAGCUUCGGUGCCAUCAAGUCCUAACCGUCACUCGGCUUUCUUUACGGAUGGGGAUACAGAGGGCGUAAGUAGCGGUUGUGAGGCGAGCGGGGUGCGAGAGGAAAUAGCGAGGGACUACGCGGCGCUCCAGUCGCGUCUGCGGAGAGAAUUCUCAGACAGACAGGGGAAGUUGUAUGCUACUUCAAGACCUGUAGCGACAGAGGAACAACUAUCAGCAGACUUCAGGAAGAAGCUCACAGAAUGGCAAAGACUGAAAGGUGUACGGCAGCCUCCACCCGUGCCAGCGCGACAAGAUCUGAGCGACGACUUUCUUAAGAAAUGGGAUGCAUGGAAACGGAUGAAAGAAACAAAUUCAGUGCCUGCCUGGGAAGAAGAAGCGAAACCAGAUGAAGUGCUAGUGCAAACAUCCACUGGACUUUUUAAAUUCCAAGGUAUAUCUCGCUCAUUUACUCGUAAACUACACGAAUGGGAGAAGUCUCGAGGCAUUGCUCCUGAGGCUUCCACAUCAGCGCUGCUUCGCGCUGCCAAGUCGAAGGUGAAGCUCCCAGCUACUCCGCUCACACGCACGCAGUCAGACGGCAGUGUGGCGCCCUCUGCCGGUUCGGGAAGAGUACACGCCUCUAGCCUUAGCGUCAAUGAUGUUGAUGACAUUGAAUCGGAGUACGAGCGAGAACAUUCUUUGGACGGUGCAGAUGAAUGUGAUGGAGGAAACGCUCGUGAAGCUGUCCUCGUUGAAGUAGAAGCAGAGGAGAUUUGCACGGCAGCACCUCUUGUGGCCGUGUCACCUCGUCACACCCCUCAAAAACCAGUCUACACAUACGGACAGGCCGAAGCGAGGCAUUUGUGCGAGACCAGCUCCGCUGUUACUGGAACUGCUGUGGUUCAGCCUAAUGGUGCUGAUUCCCGCUGCGUGAAAACUAAAGAACAAACAACAAUCAAAACAAAGAUAUCCCGCGAACAGUUAACAGUCCAAGAAAAGAGUUCUAGACCAAAGAUGGUUAGACAACCAAGUAUAGAAGAAGAUGCAAAAUUUAUAAGAAAAACCAUUGAAGAAAUAGAAAGAGGUUCAAGUCGUUGCAAGGAAGAAAAUGCUAAAUCAAAUGUUUACAAACCAGAUACUUUAUACGAAAGGUCAAGCCCGUCAACAAGCAAAACUUCUAGUGUAAAAAAUCUAAAACAAUUUGAUAAUCUUAAAGAAAAGAAUGGUAAAGACAGCAAUGAAGAUAGUAAAGAUGACUAUAAACGCAAAGAUAUAGAUAAGAAUAAUGCUAAAAAGAAAUCAAAAUCCCGAGCUAGGCUUGAGAGAGAACAGUCGAAGCCGUCGGAGAGUGACACAGAACCCGAAGUCGAUACAGUCACCGUUGAGAUACCACGAAGACGAAAACGACCACGUCGACCUUCUGAAAAACCUAGGACACCUCCUCUUCACUCUGAUUCCGACGAAGAGGUCUUUGUACUUAAACUGAAGGCGCCUGAGAAUCGAGACGUUUCACCAGAAGUAAUCGUAAAAACAACUAGGAAAAUAUUUUCACCAGUUGUAAGAAGCGGCGAAUCCAUUCCUAGAGCUGUUAUUCCAGUAGAUGUCGAAGAUCUUGACGAAGUAAGACCUGUACCUUCUCCGAGCAGAAAAUCUGAAGCCAAACCGCAAACAGAACAAAACAGAGGAAAACAAGAACAUAAAUUGAAAGGUUCCGGUGAUAAUUUAGACGAAGAACAAAAGUUUAGAAGUAGACCGCCCCUGCCUUUAUCGCCUUCAUCGCAACGGAAACCUGCACCCAAAGAAACGGCGCCAUCCAUUCGUAUUAUGAUACAACGGUAUAAUAAAAAGAUAAAUGAAGAAGGAACCCCAUCAGCAAACAGUAGUGGAGCUUCGUCCCCUGCGUGGCGAUCACCUAAAUCCGAGAGACGUAGACCUGCUGAUAUGCCUGUUGGUGUUAACAUAAGAAAUAACCCGUUCCUCGAGAGAGAAGUAAAAAAGUCAGCGAGCGCCUGCCAGCUAUCCAGACGUGACCGGACAUCAGCUGAAAAAACCCUCUUACCAACACAACAAACACAGGACGGGGUCUUGAAAUCUCAUAGCGCGAACGCACUGCAUCCGGAACAGUCUAGGAGUUUUAUAUCACCAUCGAAAAUCGGAGACGGUCAAGAAACUCAAAAUCCUACUGCAAGUACUGACACCAUCGUCCCUAUAAACAGGGACAUCAAAAGAAAAAACGAAAAAUCUGUCGAAACCCAAUUUCCAGUGGCAAGACAACAGUCGGAAUCCGUUAUUCCCAGUUUGUCAAGAUUUAUGGCAGAGAAUCCUAGUUAUUUUGAGAGGUCGUUAUCGGCCGUGGAAACCCCAGUACCGUCCAGACAAGCUGAGGAAAUGGCUACGCAUCUGUCAGAAAGAGCUGCUCGUAUUAGAGCGGCGAGAGAAAGGUUUUUGUCUUCAACCACUCCAAUGAGACGAGAAGGCACUAGCUCGGCCACUGAUUUAACAAUAAGGCCAGGUGACAGGUCCAGUCGUAUCAGCUGUGAAAGUGACGCGGGCGAGAACCAGGGUGUGCCAGAGUCGGCGCUAGGUCGCAGCGCGUCCACUGGCAUGGUCAAUGUGGACAGAGAGGCUUGGCAAAGAGUUACGGAAGGGACUCGUCGAGAAAAACCUCGCUCGCGCUUCAGCCUGGCGCGGCUUGCGGCUAAACUCAGGCGUAAAGAAGAAAGUGCCGUGUCACGUCUGUGUCGGCAGAGCCUCCUUGUACAGUUACGAAAACAAUAAAUACAUUAUUCUGCCACCA